AUGGUAGAUAAUCAGGAGACAACUGGAGGAAGAAAUUGGAGAAGAACCUUAAGGAUCACAAGCAUAAUUUUGGCAAUUUUACUUAUAGCGCUAGCUAGUUAAUUAAAGAUUAUACAGGGCAUAAAUGGGAUAACCCACUAGACUUAGACUUUUCUCGGCACUGCCAGACGGACCAACUAUACCUUUUGGAUUUCCAACCAGAGCCGCCUGCCCAAAUGAUUAGCUCUUUAGGUCAAAACCAUCUCCUGAAUCAUGCCCAAGCAGUCCUCAUGAGCAAAGACUGUGUGGUAGGCAAAACCUGUCUAGUCCAUUUGGCAGAUCCCUUAAGAUUUUCUACUUAGCUCACAAAGAGCAUACUUUCGCCAGUCCACACUCUAUCAGGAGUUAUCGCCUAGGACUCCUAUCCAUCAGCCUCACAAUUCUAUUCCUUUAUAGCACUAGGAAUUUUUAAUUUCGGCACAAUAGAUUUAGGUGAUCCGAUAAAUGUGAUUUUACCAGUUUAUUACGUGUAAUUUUGAAUUAGGUUUUUUGGCUUAAUGAUGAUUGGAGCUGAAGUCCCAUGCAAUUUCCUGCUGCAAAAAUUUUUAUUUAUCUCUGGAUAUUUUGGAAGAGGAAUAUUUUAUAUUUUGUAUAUGUAAUAUAGUGUCGGGACUUUAUGCAUCAGAUAUCAUACAGUUUUUCAGUUUAUAGUUGCAGCUUUUCUGAUGGGAGUUGGAAUUAUUUAUAUUUUUAGCUCUUGUUCAAGCUGCUAUAAAAAUUUUGCUGCUCAGAAUGAUCAAAUGAAGCAAGAGGAAGAGGCUAAACAAAAUUCACAGACAGAACUUAAGCAAAGCAUUUAA
Molecule: messenger RNA, 839 nt
Organism: Blepharisma stoltei
Lineage: Eukaryota; Ciliophora; Heterotrichea; Heterotrichida; Blepharismidae
Source: the annotation of a GenBank genome assembly